Molecule: messenger RNA, 2026 nt
Organism: Pogona vitticeps (central bearded dragon)
Lineage: Eukaryota; Metazoa; Chordata; Lepidosauria; Squamata; Agamidae
Source: RefSeq, a predicted model, not a curated record
AUGCAUGGAACAUGGAGACAGUAUAGUGAAUAUAUUUCACAUGAAAAAAAAAUUAGAGGAGAGAAGCCAUAUCGAUGCAUGGAAUGUGGAAAGAGCUUCAGUUGCAGCAGUAGUCUUGGUAUACAUCAACUAAUCCACACAGGAGAGAAACCACACAAGUGCACGGAAUGUGGAAAGAGCUUUACUCAAAGUGGUCACCUAAGCUCACAUCAAAGAACGCACACUGGAGAGAAACCAUAUGGAUGCACAGAAUGUGGAAGGAGCUUCUGUAAGAGUAGUCACCUUAGGUCACAUCAAAAAACUCACACAGGGGACAAACCAUAUAAAUGCAUGGAAUGUGGAAAGAGAUUCAGUCAGAGUUCUCACCUUAAUUCCCAUCACAGAAUUCACACAGGUGAGAAACCAUAUAAAUGCAUGGAAUGUGGAAAGAGCUUCAGUGAAAGUGGUAACCUUAGUUCACAUAUGAUAUUACACACAUAUAAGAAACCAUAUAAAUGCACAGAAUGUGGAAAGAGCUUUAGGAAAAGUGGAAUCCUCAAUAUUCAUAAAGGAACACAUACAGGGGAGAAACCCUAUAAAUGCACAGAGUGUGGAAAAUGCUUCAGUCACAGCUGUACCCUCAGUUCACACAAAUAUACUCACACAGGGGAGAAACCAUAUAAAGGCAUGGAAUGUGGAAAGAGCUUCAGUGGCAGCAGUGCCCUCAAUUCACAUAAAAGAACACACACAGGGGAGAAACCAUAUAAAUGCAUGGAAUGUGGAAAGAGUUUCAUGUACAGUGGUAGUCUUAAUGCACAUCAAAAAACUCACACAGGGGAAAAACCAUAUACAUGCAUGGAAUGCAUGAAGUGCUUCAGUCACACCAGUUACCUCAGUUCACAUAAAAAAACUCACAGAGGGGAAAAACCUUACAAAUGCAUGGAAUGUGGAAAGAGCUUCAUGUACAGUGGUAGCCUUAAUUCACAUCAAAAAACUCAUACAGGGGAAAAACCAUAAGCCCUUCAUCAGCAGAAAUCACUUUGCUUCACUUGAGAGAAGAGACCAGGGGCUAAAAAAAUGCAAGCUGCUUUAAACGUGCAGUAGGACUGAUCAAUAAGACUGAAUAUGCAGAAAGACCUUAUUAAACAUGAGAAAUGCACCUGUUUCUUUCAGUCUUUGGAAGGUGCUAUUACUGAAAAUUUUGGAAUGUGGGGAGGCACUGGGUAAAGGAAAAAUGUCUUUUAUAUCCAAAGGAAUAACAUGAGAGAGUAUCUCAAUUGAUUUAUGAGACUGGGUAGACAUUUCCUGGAAGAACUCUGUUGUCAUCUUCCCUUUCCUCUCUGAGGGGAAGCCAGUCUUUUAAUCUAGAUGGGAAACAUGAGGUCUUCUGUUUGAGAGGUAAUAUUUUCUGGCACAAAAUGUUUUUUGGGAAAAAAGAAAGAGGCAAUCUUUCUUAAAAUCUAAUUUAGAUAUUUUUAAAAAAGAUAAUGAAACAAAUGAUGAAAUUCUUGUUGGACACAGUUUAAUUCAGUGUAGCGUCAUGCCCAAGCAAUCUCAUUGCGCAACCAGUUCUUCAAUGAACUUGUAAAAUUUAAUUGCUCAGUGAAUUGCACAAAAAGUGCACAACAAACACACCACUGAAUUUGCUUCUGUGCAAAUGGAAUUGCUUCCUGGAUACUACUUUUAUUUCAGUUCAGCUCUCACUUCAACUCCAGGUUCUGAACACCUAGCUACGUAACAGGAUUUUGAACUGUGAAUGGGUGAAUCACCUACCUCAUUGAUAAGUAGACAACAGGGAGUAGUAAAGCUGAGAAGCAGAAAUUGGUUGAAGAGAAUGAUCUAAACCUUAUCUGUCUCUGAAAGGUUUGAUUGGACUUGCGGCAGAAAAGAUGAGAAAUGACUGCUUAUUUGGAAAAGAAGAAAAUGAAAGAGGGGCCUCGAGCACUUUCCAAACGAAUGCUCUUACUUAAUGUGAGGCUGUGAUGGGAUUGCAGCGGAUCAUUCGUGGCAGGCCUGGAACCCCAAACCACACUAAGUUAGAUAUGAA